Molecule: messenger RNA, 2842 nt
Organism: Hydractinia symbiolongicarpus
Lineage: Eukaryota; Metazoa; Cnidaria; Hydrozoa; Anthoathecata; Hydractiniidae
Product: forkhead box protein O1-like
Exons: 2
Coding region: 245-1996 (583 amino acids)
Biological process (GO): regulation of transcription by RNA polymerase II
Cellular component (GO): nucleus
Molecular function (GO): RNA polymerase II cis-regulatory region sequence-specific DNA binding; DNA-binding transcription factor activity, RNA polymerase II-specific
Source: RefSeq, a predicted model, not a curated record
AAGCGAGCUGUGAAGAGAUUUAUAGUUGGUUGAGCGUUCAUAUGAGAUGUGGAAUUUUUGAGACAGGAUAGCACGCAGUUCAAUGUGAAGAAAUUUUUAAAAAGUUUUAAGUUGUUGUUAUCUCGUGGAAAUGUUUUGAUUUUUAACUCGUAUAUAGAGAAUAAGUUAAAAUAUAGAAUUAUAGACGGAAUUACAGAAUUUAUAAAAUUUAAUAUAUAUUACUAACAUCAACACUUCGGACAAGAUGGAAGUCGAUUAUCCGAGUGUUAUUAUUGACGACGAGCCUUUACUUGAGAGAGAAGACAGACCAAGGUCUCGAACUUGGCCCAUCCUUCCACCGCCCAUUGAAACUAUACACGAACAUGAAAGAGAUGCAGAGAUUGCUGAACCGCCCCCUAUUAUCGAGGAAGUCGAACCUGAAGAAGAGCCUACGAAUGAUACUUUAAAGGCUGAAACAAACCCGAGAAAAAACUCUCGUAAAAAUGCCUGGGGGAAUUUAUCUUACGCUGAUUUAAUAACACAAGCCAUUCAAAGCUCUCCAGAACAACGUUUAACUUUAUCUCAAAUUUAUGAAUGGAUGGUACGAAAUAUACCAUACUUUAAAGAUAAGGGUGAUUCUACAUCAAGUGCAGGAUGGAAGAAUUCCAUUCGGCAUAAUUUGUCGCUUCACAGCCGCUUUAUGCGAGUUCAAAAUGAUACCAAUGGAAAGAGCUCGUACUGGGUGAUCAAUCCCGACGCAAAACCCGGAAAGUCCAGUAGACGCCGCUCAGGAUCGGUUGAUGGUCAACCAAAAGGCGAUAAGAAUAAACGCAUUCGAAAUAAAAAGUUACACCAAAGUACCGAUGAUAUAUCUUCGCUGUCGCCGAACAGCAUAAAGCUAAAACAAAACAGGUCGUACGAAAAUUUAUUCGCUGCCUCGCCGUGCUCAAGUACGGACUCUCUAUCAAAUCUGGAGGAGUUUCACUCUGAUUUGCAAUACGCGCCUUACACGGGAGAAAGUUUCGCUCGCCCUCGUUCAACUUCCAACGUGUCCACACAAAGCAGUGUAAAUGGAAGUGCUACACCGACUCACGCUGAUUUAGACGAUAUAAUACCUUUCGAUGACAACCAAGUUGUCGUUUCUGGAUUAAACGAUGAAGUUGAAUCGAUGUCUAUCGAUAGUCAAGUUAAUACGAUGACGAGUACGAUUAAUUUGAACGAUAGUUUAAAGUACGCAGGCAAUAACGACAAUUUGAUGCAACCGAGACGACCACAUUCAGACUCGUUCGGCAGUGGUGACUCUGGCUACGAAAGCCCUGCUGCCUCAUUUCUCUCGCCUCCAAUCCAGCAAGUGGGAAAUCGUACUAUGCCGAAGCUGCCGUCACCGACAGUCGUCCCUAACAAGCCUCCUCCACCUUACAAUAAUGGUUUCCAUCCACAGAUGAGGCAGCAACAACUACGCCAGGAUAUGACCAUGCCUGGUUUUUAUCAUCAAUCCAACAUGAAUUCGCAGCAAGCUAGAAUGAACAUGAUAAAUAGUCACGUACCAAGACUAAAACAUCUGCCGAUGGUCAACCAAAACGGAUUCCCGUCGCAACCAUCCCAGGCUUCGCUUUACGCGCAGCAACAACGAAUGGCUGGAAGAAACUUUGUUGGUGUUCAAAACACUAUGUUUGAUGGCUACUUGUUGUCAAAUGGAAAUAUAGCUGCUCCUAACGUGACCGUGGACAAUAAAUUAAAUCACUUUCAACAGCAACAGCACACACGUAAGAAUAUGUUCAGUGACAUUUCAACAGACAUUCCAGUUGACCUUCAUCAAGUUGAAUUAUUUGAUUUUGACGAUCAACAGCAGUUGGCUAGUGACUUGGCUGCCAUUAUUAAAAACGACCUAAAGGAAUCGAGUUUGCAACAGAUAGGAGGUUUCAAAAACGACACAAACAAUAAUACUAAAGGCAAUACUUUCAAUCAACAGCCGAGCGUAACAACUUCGUUUCCAGGCCAGCACUGGGUCCGAUGAUAAACAAGAAAAGGUUUUUCGGGUGAUGGAAGGAAGCGAAUGAGCCUUGUUUAUGUACGGCCACGGAUAUGCGAAUAAGGAAAAAAUAAGCUGUAAAUGCAAAUGUUUUACUAUACGUGGUCAAACUUACCGCGAAAAGGAGAUGUUAAAGUUAUAUCAAUUUUUUCGAAACGUCAAAAUUUUAAACUGUGCAAACGUUGGCCUUACUAAAACGAAAAUGAUAAACCUUUUUCCCAAAGGAUUGGAAACGCGAAAAUUUAUUAUUUAUGGCGUCAAUGUAAAGACCUGUCUACUUGACAACCAUUGAGUUUCCAUGACUACUGUAUAUAAACCUUGUUAAAAGGGCAGCUCACAAUGUAUGGCGUGGGUGUCAGAAGACGUAUUUCGCAUUCAUCAUUGGUUAUAAAAAUGUUUGUGGAAUGUCUCUUACACAAGGUUAUUCACGCAGCAAAAGAGAUAAAAUUUAUUUUUUAAUAUUUUCCCAUACCCUGCGUUUUGAUCUUCAAAAUAGUUCAAGAUCUUUGAACUCGAAAAUGACGUCAUAAAGGAGCCCCGCCGCGUCUUUUGACGAUUUUUUCAAAUAAGGUAUUGGAUCUAGUAUAAUUAUAUAAUUUAGAAAUUUUUACGCCUACCGAAAUAUUUAUUAAAUUUUUUUGUACGAUGAACUUGUAUGGGAUUUUUGUAAUGGUUUUCAUUUCUAACACUACUGUUCUCAGCAGUCUGGGUACUAGUCUCUGUAUUUCGUAGAAAUUCCAAACGCAUAAAUAUAUUACCCUUAUUCAGUUCAGAAUUCGUUGUAAAUAUUGUUUAUAAAUUAAAAAGAAAUCUCUACUGCCAUCAAUUAAA